Molecule: messenger RNA, 5349 nt
Organism: Saimiri boliviensis boliviensis (Bolivian squirrel monkey)
Lineage: Eukaryota; Metazoa; Chordata; Mammalia; Primates; Cebidae
Source: RefSeq, a predicted model, not a curated record
CAGGAGAGGUCUGAAGAGACCUGAAAACAAGCAGCCCUGGACUCAGCUCUGGGUUCUGAAAGCCCAUUCCCUGCUCUGCAGCUCUUCCCACCCCACCUCUUCUCAGCCUUGCAGCUCAAGUGUUGAUCUCAGAAGCCCAGGACCCAGGAGAAGGAAGAAUCUGAGGAACGCAGAACAGUGAGCGUUGCCCACACCCCGUACUCCAUCACCACAUCUCCCUUCACCCUCACCCUCCCUGCCUGGCCCUAGACCCCAUCCCAGCACCUCCAUAUCAGCUGACUUCUUCCAAUGUCCCGCAGGACCCUCUGGGCUCCUCCCUCCUCUGACUUUUCCUACCACUCCUCUUCUAUCAGCAUCUAUCUGCAGGUGCCCUGGGGUUUAUAAAACUGGGUUCUGAAUGCUGAAUAAGAGACAGUAAGAGCCAAGGCAAAGGAGAGCACUGUUCUUUGCCUGCCUGAUACCCUCACCACCCAUAAACAUCCCCCAGAUACCCCUUUAACUCUGAGACAGAGAUGGCUGGUGGAGCCUGGGGCCGCCUGGCCUGUUACUUGGAGCUCCUGAAGGAGGAGGAUCUGAAGAAGUUCCAGCUUCUGCUGACCAAUAAAGUGCACUCCAGGGGCUCUUUGGGUGAGUCACCUGCUCAACCAGAGAAAAUGAGUGGCAUGCAGGUGGCCUCACACCUGGUGGCUCAGUAUGGGGAACAGCAGGCCUGGGACCUGGCCAUCCAUACCUGGGAGCAGAUGGGCCUGAGGUCACUGUGUGCCCAAGCUCAGGAAGAGGCAGGCCACUCUUCCUCAUUCCCCUACAGCCUAAGCGAACCCAGCCUGGGGUCUCCCAACCGACCCACCUCCACCGCAGUGCUGAGGUCCUGGAUCCCUGAAUUGCAGGGGUGCACCCAGGGCUCAGAGAGAAGUGUUUUGAGACACCUACCUGACAUGUCUGGACACCGCUGGAGAGAAAUCACUUCCUCACUCCUCUACCAAGCUCCUUUAAGUUCUCCAGACUAUGGGUCUCCAAGCCAUGAGUCACCGAAUGCCCCCACAUCCACAGCAGAGCUGGGGAGCUGGGAAUCUCCACUUCAUCCCAGCCCAGUGCCCAGAGAGCAGGAGGCUCCUGGUACCCAGUGGCCUCUGGAUGAAAUGUUGGGAAAUUGCUACACAGGAAUCAGAGAAAGAGACCAGAACCUGUGGAGGGAGAGCCCCUGUUCCACAUGGUCCUGGAAAAAUGAGGAUUUGAACCAAAAAUUUACACAGCUGCUACUUCUACAAAGGCCUCACCCCAGAAGCCAUGAGUGCCUGGUCAGGGGAAGAUUGCUUCAUAAUGUGGAGGAGGAUCAAGGACAUUUAAUUGAGAUCGGAGACUUAUUUGGCCCAGGCCUGGAUACCCAGGAACCUCGCAUAGUCAUACUGCAGGGGGCUGCUGGAAUUGGGAAGUCAACACUGGCCAGGUGGGUGAGGGAGGCCUGGGGGAGAGGCCAGCUGUAUAGGGAUUGCUUCCAACAUGUCUUCUACUUCAGCUGCAGAGAGCUGGCCCAGUCCAAGCUGCUGAGUCUUGCUGAGCUCAUUGGAAAAGACUGGACAGCCACUCAGGCUCCCAUUAGACAGAUCCUGUCUAGUCCAGAGCAGCUGCUCUUCAUCCUCGAUGGUGUGGAUGAGCCAAAAUGGGUCUUGAAGGAGCAGAGUCCCGAACUCUGUCUGCACUGGAGCCAGCCGCAGCCAGCGGAUGCACUGCUGGGCAGUUUGCUGGGGAGAAGCAUACUUCCCAAGGCGUCCUUCCUGAUCACUGCUCGGACCACAGCUCUGCAGAGUCUCAUUCCUUCUUUGGAGCAGGCACAUUGGGUAGAAGUUCUGGGGUUCUCUGAGUCCAGCAGGAAGGAAUAUUUCUACAAAUAUUUCACAGAUAAAAGGCAAGCAAAUAGAGCCUUUAGGUUGGUCAAAUCAAACAAAGAACUCUGGGCCCUGUGUCUCGUGCCCUGGGUGUCCUGGCUGGCCUGCACUUGCCUGAUGCAGCAGAUGAAGCAGAAGGAAGAACUCACACUGACCUCCAAGACCACCACGACCCUCUGUCUGCAUUACUUUUCCCAGGCUCUCCGAGCUCAGCCAUUGGGGUCCCAGCUCCUGGGCUUCUGCUCCCUGGCUGCUGAGGGCAUCUGGCAAAGAAAGACCCUUUUCAGUCCAGAUGACCUCAAGAAGCAUGGGUUAGAUGGGGCCAUCAUCUCCUCCCUCUUGAAGAUGGGUAUUCUUCAAGAGCACCCCAUCCCUCUGAGCUACAGCUUCAUUCACCUCUGUUUCCAGGAGUUCUUUGCAGCAAUGUCCUGUGCCUUGGAGGAUAAGAAGGGGAGAAGUGAACAUUCUAAUCACAUCGUGGGUUUGGGAAAGUUGCUAGAAGCAUAUGGAACACAUGACCUGUUCAGGGCACCAACCACACGUUUCCUACUGGGCCUGUUAAGUAAACGGGGGACAAGAGAGAUGGAGAACAUCUUUGACUGCCAGCUGUCUCAGGAGAGGAAGAGGAGGCUUCUGCAGUGUGCCCAGUUCCUGCAGCCCUCACUGCAGUCACACUCUCUGGAGUUCCUCCACUGUUUGUAUGAGACUCAGGGCAAAAGUUUCCUGACACAAAUGAUGGCCCAUUUCCAAGAAGUGUGCAUGUGUGUGGAAACAGACAUGGAGCUCCUGGUGUGCACUUUCUGCAUUAAAUUCUGCCACGACGUGAAGAAGCUUCAACUGAUUGAGGGCAGGCAGCACGGACCAGCAUGGAGCCUUGACAGGGUAGUCCUGUUCAGGUGGGUCCCAGCCACAGAUGCCUAUUGGCAGAUUCUCUUCUCCGUUCUCAAGAUCACCGGAAGCCUGAAGGAGCUGGACCUAAGUGGAAACUUGCUUAGCCUCUCUGCAGUGCAGAGUCUUUGUGAGACCCUGAGAUACCCUUGCUGCCUCCUGGAGACCCUACGGUUGGCCGGCUGUGGCCUCACGGCUGAGGGCUGCAAGAACCUUGCCUCUGGGCUGAGAACCAGCCAGACCCUGACCGAGGUGGAGCUAAGCUUCAAUGCGCUCACAGAUGCUGGAGCCAAACACCUUUGCCGGGGACUGAGACAGCCAAGCUGCAAGCUACAGCAACUGCAGCUGGUCAGCUGUGGCCUCACGUCUGGCUGCUGCCGAGCCCUGGCCUCUGUGCUUAGCGCCAGCCCCAGCCUGAAGGAGCUAGACCUGCAGCAGAACGACCUGGGUGAUGUCGGCGUGCAGCUGCUCUGUAAAGGACUCAGGCAUCCUACCUGCAAACUCACACGCCUGGGGCUGGACCAGACAACUCUGAGCGAUGAGACCAGGCAGGAGCUGAGAGCCCUGGAGCAUGAGAAGUCCCAGCUGCUCUUGUCCUAUACACGGAAACCAACUGUGAUGAUCCCUAAUGAGGGCCUGGAUACAGGAGAGAUGAGUAACAGCACAUCCUCACUCAAGCGGCGGAGACUCAGAUCAGAGACGGUGUCUUCCUAUGUUGCUCAGGCUGAUCUCGAACACUUGGACUGGAGCAAUCCUCCUGCUAAGGCCUUUCACAGUGCUGGGAUGACGAGCAAGAGCCACGAGAAAAGCAUCCCAAGGAUAGCACAGCAGGAACUCGCCUGCCUGCCUUCUCCUGCCUCUCACGAGGACCUGCAUAUGAAGCCUUUGGGGACUGAUGAUGACUUCUGGGGCCCCACAGGGCCUGUGGCUACUGAGGUAGUUGACAAAGAAAGGAGCCUGUACCGAGUUCACUUCCCUGUGGCUGGCACCUACCGCUGGCCCAACAUGGGUCUCUGCUUUGUGGUGAGAGAAGCCGUUACCACUGAAAUUGAAUUCUGUGUGUGGGAUAAGCUCCUGGGUGAGAUCAACCAACAACACAGCUGGAUGGUGGCAGGGCCUCUGUUGGACAUCAAGGCUGAGCCUGGAGCCAUCAAAGCUGUGCACCUCCCUCACUUUGUGGCUCUCCAAGGGGGCCACAUGGAUACAUCCCUGUUCCAAGUGGCCCACUUUAAAGAGGAGGGGAUGCUCCUGGAGAAACCAGCCAAGGUGGAGCUGCAUCACAUAGUUCUGGAAGACCCCAGCUUCUCCCCCAUGGGAGUCCUCCUAAGAGUGAUCCAUAAUGCCCUGCGCAUCUUUCCCAUCACCUCCAUGGUGCUACUCUACCACCGCAUCCAUCCUGAGGAAGUCACCUUCCACCUGUACUUGAUCCCAAGUGACGGCUCCAUUCGGAAGGCCAUAGAUGAUGAAGAAAUGAAGUUCCAGUUUGUGCGACUACACAAGCCACCCCCGCUGACCCCACUUUAUAUGGGCUCUCGUUAUGCCGUGUCUGGUUCAGAGGAGCUGGAAAUCAUCCCUGAGGAACUGGAGCUCUGCUAUCGAAGCCCUGGAGAACCCCAGCUGUUCUCUGAGUUCUAUGUUGGCCACUUGGGAUCAGGGAUCAGGCUGCAAAUGAAAAACAAGACAGAUGAGACUUUGGUGUGGGAGGCCUUGGUGAAACCAGGAGAUCUCACACCUGCAACUACUCUGGUCCCUCCAGCCCUCAAAGCCUUACCUUCCCCUCUGGAUGCCCCGGGGUUGCUGCACUUCGUGGACCAGUAUCGAGAGCAACUGGUAGCCCGAGUGACAUCAGUGGAACCUGUCUUGGACAACCUACUUGGACAUGUGCUGAGCCAGGAGCAGUAUGAGAGGGUGCUGGCUGAGAACACCAGGCCCAGCAAGAUGCGGGAGCUGUUCAGCUUCAGCCAGUCCUGGGACAGGAGCUGCAAAGAUCGACUCUACCAAGCCCUGAAGGAGACCCAUCCUUACCUCAUUAUGGAACUCUGGGAGAAGGGCAGCAAAAAGGGACUCCUGCCACUCGGCAUCUGAGGUAUGAACACCAGACCUUGAGUCCUGGCUUUGCCUGACCCUCCUUUGGGUCUGUUUCUUUCUCUGCAAACAAGUUGCCAUUUGAUUUGCCUUCCAGCACUAAAGUAGUGGAACACUGAUGAUGCCUUUGCUGGGCAUUAUGUGUCCAUGCCAGGGAUGCCACAUGGGGCCCCAGUCCAGGUGGCCUAACAGCAUCUCAGGGAAUGUCCAUCUGGAGCUGGCAGGACCCCUGCAGACCUCUUAGAGCUGCAUCUGGUGGCCACAACAGCCAAGCCUAGAGCCCUCUGGAUCCCAUCCAGAUGCAAGGAGGAAUAGGAGAGACAUGGAAACUUUUGCCUCUGGCUGUGUCACAGGAUGAGUCCCAACGGGUUCAGCAUGGGAGGCCAUGUGGAUUACUGGCUUCUCGCAGGAAGAUAUGCAAGAGCAAGCCGACAGAAAAGUGGAAGGAAGUUUAUUAAGAAAAUAAAGGAGUGUUACAGCUCUUUUAGAA